Molecule: messenger RNA, 918 nt
Organism: Cordyceps fumosorosea ARSEF 2679
Lineage: Eukaryota; Fungi; Ascomycota; Sordariomycetes; Hypocreales; Cordycipitaceae
Product: Beta-lactamase-like protein
Exons: 1
Coding region: 1-918 (305 amino acids)
Source: RefSeq, a predicted model, not a curated record
AUGACCUCUCCCAGCGAACCUCAAGACCCAACCACCACGGACCAGUGGCUGGUCUGCACCGCAUGUGGCACCCAAUUUCCCACCUCCGACCGCGCCGCCCUCACCAGCUGCUUCAUAUGCGACGACCCCCGACAAUUCGUCCCCGCCUCGGGCCAGUCCUUCACCACCACCGCGCAGCUCAAGGCCUCGCGGUACCAGAACACCUUUACGCCGUACGCCCGCGACCCGCGCAUCACCUACAUCCGCACCGAGCCCUCCUUUGGCAUCGGCCAGCGCGCCACCCUCAUCGCCACGCCCGCCGGCAACGUCCUCUGGGACUGCCUCACCCUCCUCGACGACGCCGCCGUCUCCCGCAUCCGAGACCUCGGCGGCCUCGCGGCCAUCGUGAUCAGCCACCCGCACUUUUACAGCGCGCACGUCGUCUGGGCGCGCGCCUUUGCGUGCCCCGUGUACCUCGCCUCCGAGGACGCCCCGGCCUGGUGCGCCGUGCGCUCCCCCGCGCACCAGCAGCUGCUGACCGCGCCGGAGACGAGCAUCCUCCCCGGCGUGACGGCGGUCAAGGUCGGCGGGCACUUCCCGGGGUCGCUGGUGCUGCUUUUUGAGAGGCACCUUUUUGUGGCGGACACGUUCAUGCUGACGCUGUCCGGCGUCGGCGACUACGGGGGGAGGGAGAGGCCGCAGGGGCUGAACACGUUCUCGUUCAUGUGGAGCUACCCGAACAUGAUACCGCUGGGGGCGGACGAGCUGGCGGGUAUGUGGGAGAGGGUACGUGGGUGCGAGUUUGAGGCGGCGCAUGGGAGUUUUGUAGGGCGCGACUUGGAGGACAGCGCGGUAAAGGCGAGGUUGCUGGAGAGCAUGCAGCUGCAGGUUCGUGCCAUGGGGCAUUCCGCCCAUCCGCUGUUGGAGGAGGUGCUCUGA